Molecule: messenger RNA, 1864 nt
Organism: Spodoptera litura
Lineage: Eukaryota; Metazoa; Arthropoda; Insecta; Lepidoptera; Noctuidae
Product: NADH-cytochrome b5 reductase-like
Molecular function (GO): oxidoreductase activity
Source: RefSeq, a predicted model, not a curated record
AAUUAAUUGUUUGUUGUGUCAUGAUGAGCUCUGGAACUAUGAGUUCAUACCCUCAUUUAUAUUUAAAUAUUUUGUGAUUAACUUAUUCUUGUAGUUUUGCCUACCUGUUCUACAAGCUACUUGAAUAACAAUUCUUGACUCGCUUGAUAUUGGAUAAGUUAAAACUGUUUUAUGACGAAGGAAACUGGAGCGAAGCUAAUAACAUAUUCGCUGUAAGCUAUGUUUAGUUGUAGAUAGUGAACAAAAUAAUAUUGUGACUACAAAAAUUAGGAUGGAGAAACCAAACGAACCAAACUCUGAAGACUGUUGCAACAGUGGCUGUAAUCCUUGCAUAUUUGACAUUUAUGACGAGCAGUUAAAACUGUACGAAAAGUAUUUACUAAAUAAGGAAAUUAUAAAUACUAUACCUCAAAAUAAUGCUAUAUCACAGUUGAAGUACACAGGAUUUGUCUUGGUAAAGAACUUACCUGAGUGCCACUUACAUCAUCGUUUAUUUUUCAAAAAAAAAUCUGACGAUAAUAUGAAAGUUUCUUGGAAACCUGGUGAUCAUUUCCUCUAUAAAUACAAUACAGAUAAAAACUCUUGCACAAGAGCUUAUACUCCCUUAAAAGUACGGAAUGAUCAAAGUUUAAUAAGUGAUUUUUCAAUUAUUGUCAAAAAUUAUGAACUUGGUUUGGUUUCAAGUCACCUAUGCAAUUUAAAUGAAGGAAGCAUAACUUUUUGGAGGGGCCCAUAUGGGCAUUACAAUUUGGAAUGCAAUAAAUUUGAAAGAAUUAUUAUGAUUGCGCAAGGGACUGGUAUAGCUCCAUUUAUUUCAAUGAUUGAAACUAUUUUAAAUAAUGAAGACGAUUUAACUAAAGUGAUUCUAUUAUAUUGCUGCCAAAGUGAAAAUUCAAUACUUUUUCGAGAAGAACUUUAUUAUUAUAAGUCAUAUUGGAAUUUUAAGUAUGAAAUUUUUGUAAGCAAUGCAAGUGUACCUUUAAAAUAUAGAUAUCAAGAACCAAUAAACAGCCAUAGGUUUAGCUCAAAUAAUUUAUUGCCUCUAAAACCUUUCACAAAUAAUGAUCAAGUACUUAUAUGUGGAGCACCUCAGUUUAAUGAGACUUAUAAAUUGUAUUUAGAAGCAGAAACACCUAAAGUGGAAAAUAUAGUUUUAUUUUAAAUCAUUGUUUCUAUUCAUGAUUGAACUAUUUAGAAAUCACACCCAUUAUCACUCAAAAUUUUAAAUAAUUCACAAAUGUCUUAUGUUUACCUACACCACAUCAGCCUAUAUAUACAACAUAUAUGUGCCCUCUGCUGAGCAAAGGCUCUUGCGCGGAGAAGGAUGGUCCAUUACUCAUAAUGUUUGCUCAAGAAUUAGAAGUAUAAUAUGCAAUAGGUAAUAAGUUAAAUAAAUUUUGAACCUGAAAAGACCUUCUGCUUACCCCUUCGGAAAAUAAAAGGCGUAGUGUUUAGUUGGUAAAGAAAGACCCAAACUAGAAAAUAGGACCAGGAACUAAUAUAUAAGUAUUAGUUACUCCGCGCAGUUUCACCUGCUGCUCGGUUCCUCUUGAUUGUAGCGUGAUUUUUUACCUUACAGCCUAAUUCGAUAAGUGGUCUAUCCAACACGAAAAUAUUUAUUCCAUUUGAACCUGUAGUUACGAAGAGUAGCGCGUUCAAACAAACAAACAUUCAAAAUACUAUUCAUCUUUAUAAUAACUCGACUUCUAGCCAAGGGCGUAGCGUGCUUGUCGGGGACUAUUUAUUUGUUAGGGACUCAAGGGUAUUCCCACUGUAAUAUUUUUUUUACAUAAAAUAAUAAUAUAAUUUGUGUGGAAAGCAGAAACGCAACGCCUUCUGCUCAAAUAAACUAUGAUUAAUUUAG